AUGACCACGACGACCUCUCCUGAAGGUAACAUGACCACGACGACCUCUCCUGAAGUUAACAUGACCACGACGACCUCCCCUGAAAGCAACACAACAACGACGACCUCUCCUGAAGGCAACACGACUACGACGACCUCUUCUGAAGGUAACAUGACCACGACGACAUCUGAAGGCAAUACGACUUCCCCUGAAGGCAACACGACCACGACGACCUCUCCUGAAGCCAAUACAACCUUCCCUGAAGGUAACAUGACCACGACGACCUCUCCUGAAGGUAACAUGACCACGACCUCUCCUGAAGGCAACACGACCACGACGGCCUCUCCUGAAACCAAUAUGACCACUACGACCUCUCCUGAAGGUAAUAUGACCACGAAUGUAACUAAAACUGAAACUACAGCUCCAGUGUUAAAGAAAUUUUCUAAAUCUAAAAGGAACAGAAACCGAGAAAAAAUACGCUUUCGACGAUCAGUGAGGGAAGUGCCAUUUGCUAGUAUUGCUGAUAAAAGCAAGUCACAACGAGAUGAGUAUGCUACACACAAUUCACUAGACAUGCAGCGCAAACAACGUAAACUGAUCCCUGCCAAAGUUCUUUAUCCCUCAAAGGGAGAGCCAUUCUCUCUAAGAGAGUGGAACUCCACUCAAAGUCCUGUGUAUUUAGCAGACGAACAUCUUCGUGAUCUGGCACACAUCCUACAGACACUGACUACUGAUCUCCAAGAUGCUGUGAGAGAGGAUGCAGGUCCAUCCGAGUUUAUGACUCUCGCGAAUGAUGAAGCACAACUCAGAACUCUAACGGCGACGCUAGAGAACUCAAACACCGUUAUCAGCACAGAAGAAAAAGACCACCUCUCCCGACUGACCAAUUUCACUCGCAUGUCGCUCAGCAUGGCCCAGGAAAUCGUCCAGCUGCGACUGUCCACCAUUGCAGAGGCCGGUACUAUGCAUGUGAUCCUGGGUAUUACAGUGAGUGGCUGCAUCCUUCUCGUCACGAUACUAGUAUGGACGUGCUACAGACACAGAAGGGCACCAAGCAACACAGACUCGCGGGACAACCUCUCCUCAGAGCGAAAUUUUGCCUCUCCUGCGACUUACAGCCUCUCCCGUCCGCUGUCGCAAUCUUCCGUAAUCCAUUCUAGUAGCAGAGACUCUUCCGAAGUUCCACAAGCAGAUUACGCAACGUCAGCCACCCCAGGCGGAGCAGAGUCUGGGAGAAGGGCUGACGCGAUGCCUCUCCACCACUACCCCAGUGGAAGACCAAACGAACGACCUAUAUAA
Molecule: messenger RNA, 1278 nt
Organism: Penaeus vannamei (Pacific white shrimp)
Lineage: Eukaryota; Metazoa; Arthropoda; Malacostraca; Decapoda; Penaeidae
Source: RefSeq, a predicted model, not a curated record